AUGACGGCUCUGACCAUCGAAUCUCGGUACUUGAUGCCAUCAGGCUACAGGAUCCCCGUACUUGGCUAUGGCGUGUAUCAAACACCUGCAGAAAUUGCCACGGAAGUGGUUCAGCAUGCACUCAAAGUCGGAUAUCGCCAUGUAGACUCAGCUGUGGCAUACAAGAAUGAAGCACCUUCCGCCGAGGGUAUGAAGAAGUCAGGAAUCCCCAGGGAAGACCUCUUCUUCACCACAAAGAUUCCGCCAAAGGAUAUGUCUUACGAAACGGCAAAAAAGCACAUUGACAGUACUCUUGAAAAGACGGGCUUUGACUAUGUUGAUCUUUACCUGCUACACAGCCCAUAUGGUGGCAAGGCUAACCGAAUCGGCGCAUGGAAAGCACUCAUUGAGGGUGUACAAGCGGGUAAAAUCCGGUCCAUUGGCGUGUCCAACUACGGUGUGCACCAUCUUGAUGAGCUCGAGACAUGGAUCAAAGAGACAGAAGAGAAAGAGGGUAAAGGCAAGGGUGGAGUUAUUAGCGUCAACCAGGUCGAACUACAUCCUUGGCUUGCGCGGCCUGAUAUUACAGAGUGGUGCAAGAAGCGGGGUGUAUUGUGCGAAGCAUAUUGUCCGAUUGUACGCGCUACCAAGAAUGACGACCCUUUGCUCAACUCGCUUGCGCAAAAGUACAGCAAGACGCCGUCACAAAUCUUGCUACGGUGGAGCUUGCAGAUGGGAUUUGUACCACUACCAAAGUCUGUUACCAAAUCUAGGAUCGAGGAGAAUGCAGAGAUUUAUUCCUUUGAACUCUCUGAACAAGACGUGAAGAGUCUUGAUACUGGAGCAUAUGAGCCUUGUUCAUGGGAUCCUACCGUUAGUCAUGAUUAG
Messenger RNA from Bipolaris zeicola 26-R-13, 867 nucleotides. RefSeq lists its product as uncharacterized. The record is from RefSeq and is a predicted model, not a curated record. NCBI's taxonomy places the organism in Eukaryota, Fungi, Ascomycota, Dothideomycetes, Pleosporales, Pleosporaceae. Gene Ontology annotation, molecular function: oxidoreductase activity. The coding region runs from base 1 to 867 and encodes 288 amino acids. The transcript is spliced from 2 exons.